Entrophospora sp. SA101 is the source of this 684-nucleotide messenger RNA. Lineage: Eukaryota; Fungi; Glomeromycota; Glomeromycetes; Entrophosporales; Entrophosporaceae. The record is from the annotation of a GenBank genome assembly.
AUGCCAGCUAUUGUAGGAAUGGCAGUAUUCACUCAAUUCUGGUAUUGGUUCCCAUUGACUCAUUUCUUGAGCCUUGCAUUUACUCCAACUGCACUUAUUGGUUUAAAUAAAGAUUUAAAGAUUCCAAAAUUUGAAUUUAUAUCCAAUGCCAAGCCUUCACUAUUUGCAUAUCCAGCCACCAUUAAACCCCCAACAACCAAUGUUGUAGAAAAGGUUGCAACUGCAGUUCUUUCUACAACCGCAAAAGCCAGAGCAAGAGCUAAAAAAUCUGAAAAAGAAAAAGAACAUUCGGAUUUUGAUGCCAUGGAAACAGAUGAGAAAAAAGAUACCCUUGAAAAUGUUAAAAAAGAAGAAAAGGAUGAACAAAAAGAUGAGCAAAAAGAUGAGCAAAAAGACGAACAAAAAGAUGACAAAAAAGGCAAAAAGAAAAAGGAAGAAUCGUAUGAAAUUCUUGAAAAUAUGGCACGUGUUUUACCUGCUCAAUUGAAGUAUAUAUCAUUUAAAGAAGAUACUCGCUAUGUUCCUGUUAAAAAGGGAAUUGUUGGAGGUAUUAUAAUGAUGUUGGAUAAAACACAAGGCGAACCAGAAGAAUUCAUUCUAUCUAGCACACCUACUGCUACUGAGGUUACCGAGGAGGAAGAAGCACCACCACCAGAGCCUUUUGAAUAUCCAUUUGAUGAAUAA